Messenger RNA from Neospora caninum, 2871 nucleotides. RefSeq lists its product as hypothetical. Gene Ontology annotation, biological process: transcription initiation at RNA polymerase II promoter; RNA polymerase II preinitiation complex assembly. NCBI's taxonomy places the organism in Eukaryota, Apicomplexa, Conoidasida, Eucoccidiorida, Sarcocystidae. Gene Ontology annotation, cellular component: transcription factor TFIID complex; SLIK (SAGA-like) complex; SAGA complex. Bases 1 to 2871 code for a protein of 956 amino acids. Gene Ontology annotation, molecular function: transcription coactivator activity; RNA polymerase II general transcription initiation factor activity; protein heterodimerization activity. The record is from RefSeq and is a predicted model, not a curated record. The transcript has 10 exons.
AUGCAGCCUCCCACGUUCCCGGUGUCUAGCGACUCUGUUCCGCCCUCCGCAGCUCUCUCGCCGCACCCCUCCCCUGAAGCCCAAAGAGAGCAACCUAACAGCGACUUCGUGCAAAGGCCUGCCUCGCUUGGUGUCUCUUCCUCUUUGUCUUCCGCUCUCUCUGCCGUCUCUUCUUCUCAGCCUGCCUUCGCGCCAAACGCGAUGACAGUCUCUGCGAACCGCCCAACGUCCUCUGGACAGGGGAGUGACGGACCGCCUGUCUCUUCGACGUUUCUCCCGCAGUCGCGGCCAGAUGUUUUGCCUUCUAGCCUCGACGUGCCGCUCUUCUCUUCUCUCCCCACGUCGUCUCUCAUGACUUCGCACGUGCUGAGCAUCGCGCGAACGCACGGCUACUGCAGUGCCUCGCGAGGCGAAGGCGCCCCAGAGAAGAAUUUUGGAGAGCGAGGCAGAGAUCGAGGAGACAAACUGGAGAAUCUUCUCGCUCUCCAGGAAACUCUCGUCUCGCCUGCGGCCGCCAGAGUCAUUGGGUCCAUGGUGCAGUUUCGCCUGGUCCAGCUGAUCAAAACGGCGAAGAAACUGAUGGAGCACAGCGCCCGCGUCGCCCAGGAAGGCGUCCUAACAGUCGGCGAUGUCCACGAAGCGAUGAACAUGCUGAAGAUACCCCCGCUCCUCUCCUACAGUGGCCCAAGCACGUUUCGCUUCGUGGUGGCUCCACGAGCUGCAGGUGCGCAGGAAGGAUUUCAACUUGUUCGCCGCGAAACGCUUCGUCCUUUUGAGGGACCGAGCGCUCUCUCUCUGGCGUCUCCGUCUUCUUCGGGGGCCCGGAGCAAGUCGCUCGACUCGACUCUCUUUUCUGCCGCAGCGAGCGCGGUCACCGUGGAGGGGCUGUCGUCUUCCGUUUCGAGGAACAGCGGGAAGGAGAAAAAGCCGCUGACGCUCGCUCCCGGGUCGAGCGCCUGUGCGUCUUCGCGCCUGAUCGAUUUGAUAUACGCGGACUUGAAGCUGCCGGCACCGCGCGAGGAGGCGAUUGGAAUUCACUGGAUGGCCGUCGCAGGCAGCGUGCCCGCGAUCCCCCAGAACGUCUUGGCAUGCAGGGAGCGGCGGGAGAAGAAGACUGAGGACGAGGGGAGCCCGCGGAGUCGGAAGUGGGCGCUGAGCUUGCAGAUCUACGAGGGCGAGCGGCGGAAACGGCGGCGAGGCGAGAGCGAGAAGAGGCGCGACCGCAGCCAGGAGCCGGAGGAGGACGCGAAGGAGAAGAGACGAAAACGAAGAGAGUCAAGCAAACGCGUCACAUUUUUUCGCGAAGACGCUGACGACUCCUCAGGCCAAAGUUCCGAAGACGACAGUGAAGACAGAGACGAAAAAGACAGACUGCCUUCGGCCUGGCCUCUGAGCCUUGAAAGGAUCCUCGUCGCUCCCCGGCUUUGCCACGCCCUCGGGAAGGAACAUCAGCAGUUCCUUCAAGCCGUACGCGAGACCCUCCAGGCAGCGAUGGAAGAAAAACACGGUGUCGACUACGAGCGAAACUUCCGGAAAAUGCUGAAAAUCGUCAGUUCCAUCCCAGGGCUCGAGCAACUCCUUCCCUGCUUGGCGCGUUUCUUUGCUGUCGAGCUUGGGGGAUGUCUUCACUUGCCCCAUCGCGCGACUCUCCUCCUUCGCCUUGCCGAGGCGAUCCUCGCGAACCCUCAUCUCCCCCUCCACAGUCACGUUCACCAGUUUCUUUUGCCUCUCAUGGAGUGUCUUUUGCGACCACUGCCGCUCGCGGCUUCGUCGUCUUCGCCGGCGCGCGUCCCCGCGGAGCCUGUCGCCAGCGCCUUGCUGCCGUUCACGCCUCAACAGCUCGAACUGCGCCGGCAGGCUGCCCACUUGCUCGGCGCGUUUCUCUGUCGCGCUCGCGCGCACCGAGAACAAAUGGAGAGCGUUGAAACGGCCGUUCUUCUCCAACUCAAACGCCACCUGCUUCACCCCCAGAGCAGCCUCGAAACUGUCCUCGGAGCCGUCUGGGGCAUCCUGGCCCUGGGAAGACCCGCCGUGCUCCUCCUCCUCCUUCCCGUCCUCCCCCUCCUCCUCCACGCCCUCGAACGCGUGCGCAGUCUAGGCGAACUGCAAAUCGCCGCUUCGUCUGCGGGUCUCCGGAUGAAGACGCGGACCUCCGCGGCUGCGCAGCGCGAAGAAGACUCGGCACCGUUCAGAGCCUCAGAAGAGCCCGAGGGCGAGGACCGGUCCGGAGUCUUCGUCGGGUCUUGCGCCGUGAAAAACCAAGACGCCGCCCUGUUGCAUCAGCACAAGAGCCUCGCUGCGUUGCGCUUGCUUCUCGUCGACCAACUCCUUCAAACGCUUUUGAGUUGCGUCUACGAGGAGCUCAGCCUCCAACUGACUGCCGCGACGACCGGCUCCGCGGGCUUCCUGCUGCCUGGCGAGAACUCAGCCAAGUCUCUGGGAAUGUCGGCGCCAGCUCUCCUGCAACUCAUCCAAGUUCUCUACGACGACACGCGCUCCCUCAGCGACGCGUACACGCCGUUCGUGGCUGCCGCCCUCCAGCGCGCGAACUCUUCCGUUUUGUCUCUUCGGGUGCCCUCGCCGAGUGUCUCCCUAGACACCCGUGAGAGUGGGACCGGCGCGGCGGCGCGAGAGAAAACGCUUUCUGCGACUUCAUCGCGGCAGGCAGUGCGCGAUUUCGUCGCCACGCGCGUGCUUCCCUCGCUGCAGCAAAUGGAGGCUUCGCUCGACGCUCGGCGAAGGCAUGCAAAGACCGAGAGAGGAGCCGAAGCCGACCGAACAGGACAAGACAGAGAGACGUGCGUGCGGGAGCAGGCCGAGUUCAGUGAUUUGAGCAGCGACGCCAGCUAUCUGUUGCCUUGGAACAUUUGA